GUCUGACUCAGAAAACCAGCGUGCAUUGUGGACGUACCCAUAGUCUUCAGUUUCAGUUCGGUUUCGGUUCGGUUUGGUUUGGUUUAAGAAGAAGUUCAAUUCAAAACUUAAACUUCACCAGUGUUUGUGUGUUUGUUUGCGCCUUUCUUGGCUAAUCUCCCAAUCUCCAUUGCAUUAUAUUAUUGACAUUCUGCCAUUAAGAAGUGGGCAAGUUAAUAAAGUUCUUAAUCCUGUGUUUUUAGUAACAUAACUUUUAUUGAAUUCAGGAUUAACUUAGUUAAUUAAGACAGUGAUUUUAUAAUUGUCAGGACAGGACAAAUGCAUUUUUGAAAUCGUCCCACUGUAUUAAAUUUGGCGACAUGACAAACGUACUCAAUAUAAUUUGUCUUGCUGGGAUUUGUUUGGCACAUGGUGCCACGGCUGAAACUCCGGAAUGGCCCCCAACUUACAUAGUUAAAGGAGUAAUAUACAUCCCUUAUGCUGAGAUAAAUGAGCCGUUUGCCAGUUGGUACGAUGCUUCUGUGGGCAAAAGCAGGGUCGACUAUUAUGGAGGGAUGGUGAAAACAUACCAGCUGAGUACAGAAGGUAAUUAUGGAACUUCGCUGAAGAUUGCUCCGAUGACCACAGAGACAGAACUCAAUGCUGUGAGGUGUUUCUUAGUCAACGGCACCAAGCAACAAAAGAUCCAACCUCAGAGUGUGUUGCCAGCUCUAGACGGAUUUGAGAUGAUUGGACAAGAAGUUGUGAACGGAUUGAUGACAGAAAAGUGGCGCAAGAUUGAAAAGUUUGGGGAUGAAAAAUUAAACAAAUACACUAUGUACUUGCGUUGGAAGAAGUCUCCGAAAGCUCCCAAACAACAGAUUCCCAUCCCUGUGAGAUACGAGAUGAAAGGUUUCAACUCUCUGCUCGGCUCUCAUUACGACCACUACUACCUCAACUACGAAGAGUUCACUUGGGACUCUCCACCAGCUGAUGUCUUCAUUGUUGGCAACCAAACUGCAUGUGGCUCGUUCCCUGGACCCGGAGAGGACCACAUCGUCAGCUUCAACCCUAUGUCAGAGUUUAUUGAGGGAGUGACUCACCAUGUAGAUAGUGCCUGGGAGGAGUUCCAGCAAACACACAAGAAGGUCUACCAUCCCGACGAACAUCACACACGUAAACACACCUUCGUCCAGAACCUCAGACUGAUUGCAUCUCACAACCGAGCCAACCUAGGCUUCACUCUGGCAGUGAACCACCUUGCAGAUCGGACACCUGCCGAGCUGAAGGUGUUGAGAGGCAGACGACACACUCCAGGCUACAACGGAGGCAAACCCUUCCCUUACGACACUGCGGCCAUGGCUGCCAGUCUGCCUGAACAGUUUGACUGGAGGAUUUACGGAGCUGUCACCCCUGUCAAAGAUCAGUCAGUGUGCGGCUCAUGUUGGAGUUUUGGCACGACUGGACAUGUUGAAGGAGCGUACUUUGUCAAGACUGGACGUUUGGUCAGACUGUCCCAACAGGCGCUGGUAGACUGCAGUUGGGGUGAGGGUAACAAUGGAUGUGACGGUGGAGAGGACUUCAGAGCCUACCAGUGGAUCAUGAAGCAUGGAGGUCUGCCUUUGGAGGGCGAAUACGGCGGCUACCUGGGCCAGGAUGGAUACUGUCAUAUAAACCAGACUCAGAUGGUUGCUCCGAUCACAGGCUACGUGAACGUCACUUCCAACGACCCGGAUGCACUUAAGAUUGCUCUGCUCAAACAUGGACCGAUAUCUGUAGCCAUCGAUGCCUCUCAAAGGACCUUCUCUUUCUACAGCAACGGAGUGUACAACAGCAAGAAUUGCAAAAAUAACCCAGAUGGUUUGGACCAUGCUGUGUUGCUUGUUGGUUACGGAAAGAUCGGAGACAGAAGCUACUGGUUGAUCAAGAACAGCUGGUCCAACUACUGGGGCAACGACGGCUACAUCCUUAUGGAUCCUGUGGAUAACAACUGUGGAGUGAUGACGGCUCCGACAUAUGUCACUAUGUAACUGUUUCUCACCAUUUAGUAACUUGAGCUAUUAUGCAUUUCCAAACAAAAAAAGACUUAUUAUGUAAGCUACGUGUACAGUGUUUUGAAUUUUAAUAAAAUAGU
Molecule: messenger RNA, 2113 nt
Organism: Macrosteles quadrilineatus (aster leafhopper)
Lineage: Eukaryota; Metazoa; Arthropoda; Insecta; Hemiptera; Cicadellidae
Product: digestive cysteine proteinase 1-like
Exons: 11
Coding region: 360-2009 (549 amino acids)
Biological process (GO): immune response
Cellular component (GO): lysosome
Molecular function (GO): cysteine-type endopeptidase activity
Source: RefSeq, a predicted model, not a curated record